Synchytrium microbalum is the source of this 957-nucleotide messenger RNA. RefSeq lists its product as uncharacterized. Gene Ontology annotation, molecular function: intramolecular lyase activity. The record is from RefSeq and is a predicted model, not a curated record. The transcript has 3 exons. NCBI's taxonomy places the organism in Eukaryota, Fungi, Chytridiomycota, Chytridiomycetes, Synchytriales, Synchytriaceae. Bases 1 to 957 code for a protein of 318 amino acids.
AUGAACAUGACAGCUCGCCAAGCAGUGAGGCUGUCAUGGCGGGCAGCUUAUAAAUCAUGCCAGCCAGCUCCAAUACGCAGAAACAUCUCUACGGGCUGGUUUCCUCGCUCCAAGCAAAUGCACGCCAAUUCUCUGUUUUUUGGAAGUGCUGCCAUAACAGCAACAUCAGCAAUAUUAUUAGCAUACCACUAUCAUCUAAAUCCAUCUAUAAUAUACGCUGAUGCUGCUCCUCAACAUGCAGAAAUGGCAGAUUCGAUCAGUGCUAAAGGAGGACAACGAAUGGAACCUACCACGAAAACCUUGGUACCUGAAUUCAUAAAGCAGCAUUAUGCCGAUAAAUUGGGAGCGUCUAAGAGUGACGAGUAUUGUCACGAGUUUCAUCUUAUUGGUGUUGGCGUCAGAACAGUUACAUUCUUAUAUAUACCCGUCUAUGUCGCCUCCUUGUAUACAAACAUGGCGACGGUGUCUAGUCUACGGUCUCUGCCGAAAUGGAAGAGUGGAUUUAGCAUCGACGGAUUCUUGAAGAAUCAGGAUGGGUGUAUACAGGAGUUGCUGAAUCUUAAGGGUGCUGAAUUCAGUAUUCGGAUAGAACCAGUACGAAACACAAACGGUGCACAUCUCCGUAACGGCUGUCUACGCGCUCUUGACACCAAAUACAACGCCGAGAAGUCAACCAUGACAGAUACCGAACGCAUCGAAAUACGAGCAGCACUAGAUAAAUUCGCAUCUGAAUUCCCAGUUGGUACCGUCAAAGCUGGUCAAGUACUAGCAUUUACACGUAAAGCUGACGGGUCAUUCAGGUUUGCUUUUGAUGGGAAGGAGUUGGUGACGAUCCCAAAUGGAUGGUUGAGUAAGAGAUUUUUUGAGGUGUAUUUGAAUCCUGAGAAGGCGCCUAGUGAGCCUUUGAGGAAGAACGUUGCUGAGGGGAUUGAGAAGAUACUUGGGAAGAACAAGUAG